CAGCAGCAGCGGAGCCUGGUGGGGCGCUCCUCCGAGCAGCAGGAUGAAGCUGAAAGAGGUAGACCGUACUGCCAUGCAAGCAUGGAGCCCUUCUCAACAUCAUCCCAUUUACUUGGCUACAGGUACCUCUGCUCAGCAGUUGGAUGCCACUUUCAGUACCAAUGCUUCUCUAGAAAUAUUUGAACUUGAUUUGACAGACCCAGCACUGGAUAUGAAGUCCUGUGCCAUUUUCUCCUCCCCUCAUAGGUAUCACAAAUUGAUCUGGAGUCCUCACACAACAACAUCCGAUGGGACUCUUUCAGGAGUUCUUAUUGCUGGUGGCGAAAACGGGAAUAUAAUUUUGUAUGAUCCAGCUAAGAUAUUAGCUGGUGAAACCGAAGUCAUGAUUGCUCAGAACGACAAACAUACGGGACCUGUAAGAGCUCUGGAUGUUAAUCUAUUCCAGACAAAUCUAGUAGCUUCUGGUGCAAAUGAGUCGGAGAUCUACAUCUGGGAUUUAAAUAACUUUGCAACGCCAAUGACGCCGGGAACCAAGACUCAGCCUCCUGAAGAUAUCAGCUGUAUUGCGUGGAACAGACAAGUCCAACAUAUCUUGGCCUCUGCGAGCCCCAGUGGCCGUGCCACUGUGUGGGAUCUCAGGAAGAACGAGCCGAUCAUCAAAGUCAGCGACCACAGCAAUCGGAUGCAUUGCUCAGGGCUGGAAUGGCAUCCUGAGGUCGCCACGCAAAUGGUUCUGGCUUCAGAAGAUGACCGGCUACCCGUAAUCCAGAUAUGGGAUCUGAGAUUUGCAUCUUCUCCUCUUCGUGUUCUAGAAAACCAUGCCAGAGGUAUUUUGACAAUUGCUUGGAGUAUGGCAGAUCCUGAACUACUGCUGAGCUGUGGAAAAGACUCUAAAAUCCUUUGUUCCAAUCCAAAUACAGGAGAGGUGUUGUAUGAGCUUCCUACCUCUACCCAGUGGUGCUUUGAUGUGCAGUGGUGUCCCAGGAAUCCCGCCCUUCUCUCUGCUGCUUCUUUUGAUGGGAGGAUCAGUAUUUACUCAAUCAUGGGAGGAAGCACAGACAGCCUGCGACAAAAACAAGUGGACAAGCUCUCCUCGUCUUUUGGCAAUCUUGAUCCCUUUGGAACGGGACAACCCCUUCCCCCAUUGCAGCUCCCACAACAGAGCAUCCAACAGAGCACAGUUCUGCCUCUGAAGAAACCACCCAAGUGGAUUCGCCGACCAGUGGGAGCAUCUUUCUCCUUUGGAGGGAGACUGGUCACUUUUGAGGACAGCAAGACUCAACAGCAAGGAGAACAUCCCCAACAGCGCUACCACGUCUACAUUAGUCAAGUUGUCACUGAGAAGGAAUUCUUGAACCGGUCCAACCAGCUGCAAGAAGCUGUUCAGGCCGAAGCCUUCAUCAGCUACUGUCAGAAGAAAAUCGAUGCAGCCAGAAAUGACUUUGAGAAGAAUGUGUGGUCAUUCCUCAAGGUGCAUUUUGAGGAAGACUCACGUGCCAAAUAUCUGGAACUCUUGGGGUACAAAAAGGAUGGUUUGAGACAGAAGAUUUCUUCAACUCUUGCUAAGGAGAGUCCUCGAGGCAAAGAUCAAGAUGAGGCUCACGAGGAACCUGAACAGCCUGCACAGCCUGAUGGUGGAGAGGGUCUAACUGCUAAGGACCAGCUGUUGGCAGAGAGUAAAAAUGCUGAGGUUGAUUCACUGCAACCCACAAAUGAAACCUUUAACAUUUCUGUCACCGGAGACAUUGAUGGUUUGAUCACUCAGGCUUUGCUGACGGGGAACUUUGAAAGCGCCGUUGACCUUUGCCUGCAUGACAAUCGCAUGGCUGAUGCCAUCAUUCUCGCCAUAGCUGGUGGCCAGGAGCUGUUAUCCAAGACGCAGAAGAAAUACUUUGCAAAAACAAGAGGAAAAAUUACCAGGCUCAUCACUGCUGUUGUAACCAAGAACUGGAAGGAGAUUGUCCAGUCCUGCGAUUUGCAAAACUGGAAAGAGGCCUUGGCAGCUGUGUUGACUUACGCUAGGCCGGAUGAAUUUGCAGUUCUUUGUGAUUUGUUGGGCUCAAGACUUGAAAACGAAGGGGACAGCGUUUUGCAAACGCAGGCUUGCCUGUGUUACAUUUGUGCCGGAAAUGUGGAGAAGUUAGUUGCUUGUUGGACUAAAGCCCAAGAUGGAAGCAAUCCACUGUCUCUUCAGGAUCUCAUUGAAAAAGUGAUCAUUCUGCGUAAAGCUGUCCAGCAGACCCAAGUGAUGGAUGCCAACGCUGUCGGGGCCCUUCUGGCUGAAAAGAUGAGCCAAUAUGCCAACCUUUUGGCUUCACAAGGCAGCAUCGCCGCGGCUUUAGCUUUUCUCCCAGCUAAUACCAACCAGCCCAACAUCGUGGUGCUACGGGACAGAAUCUGUAAAGCCCAGGGGGAGGUGCCCAGGGCACCCUUUCAGAGGCAGCCAGCAGCCAAGGGAAGAACUGACUCUGUUGCGGGCCAGAUGCAGAUGCCACAGAACCCAACUCCACAAUAUUACCAGCAGAGGGAGAAUCCCCCACCUCCUCCAGGGUUUAUUAUGCAAAAGGACAUGAAUCCCCACAUGCCAUCGCAUCCACCUGCCCAUCCUGAUUACAAUAUGUACACAAGACCACCAUGCCCACAACCUUGUCAAUCAACCCAGCCGUAUUCUUUCCGACCGUCACUUUAUCAGCCGCAGCAACCUCCUCUCGCUCCUCCUACUUCGGCCUCGUACCCUACCCCUAACCCCCCUUACAUGCCCCCUAACCCUGCCAGUGCCAUGCCUCCUCCCUUAUACACCUCCCAGCCCCAGGCCUCUCCAACAAGCUUGAAUCCGAGUUCUUCUCUUCCUCCUCCUUCCGCUCCCCCUCCUUCUGGUGGCUCCUUCCAGCAUGGCCGGCCAGGAGCUCCAGCAUCUUCUCUGCCGUACGCGUUGCCUCCCGGACCAACAGACUAUCAUUCUUUACAAGAUCCAGCCAGUUUCCUGCAAGGUCCUCAAAAUGGCUGGAAUGAUCCUCCUGCUCUAAGCAGAGCUGCGAAGAAGAAAAAGGUGCCUGAUACCUUCUUGCCUCCUGUUCCCAUCAUGGCCCCCAUCAUGACUCCUUUGUCAGACCAACAAGCGCAGCUGCAGCAGCAGCAGCCUCCCACAUCAGCCCCACCUCCGCCUCAGGUUCCCUUCCAGCCUUCCCAUCUGCCUCCGGGCCAGCCAGGCUUACAGAACCCCUUCCAGAAUGUUCCGCCAGGGGUCCAGACAAUCAUGACUCCCGUAUCGGCGUCUAGCAUGGAAGGAGCACCUGGAGCACCAACAGGGAACACCAUGCAGCACAUGCAAUCCCUGCCCACGGAGAAGAUAACAAAAAAGCCCAUUCCUGAAGAACACCUCAUCCUAAAGACCACUUUUGAAGCUUUGAUCCAGAGAUGUCUCUCUUCAGCUACAGAUCCACAAACCAAGAGGAAAUUAGAUGAUGCCAACAAACGCCUCGAAUUUCUGUAUGAUAAGCUUAGAGAUCAGACGCUCUCUCCAAUGAUAAUCAACGGCUUGCACAACAUUGCCAGGAGCAUUGAAACCCGGAACUACACCGAGGGGCUGAACAUCCACACUCACAUCGUCAGCACAAGUAACUUCAGCGAAACGUCAGCUUUCAUGCCCGUGCUGAAAGUAGUCCUCACUCAAGCCAACAAGCUUGGAGUCUAAAGUAGGCUUCGGUCGAAGUCAUAGAGCUGUGGAAGGCUGCAUGACGUGUUUCCAUAUUCUGUCCCUUUAGAGCAUGAUGCGGUAGAGAGCAAGUCACGGCAGUGUCCCUGCCAGAGGAGCUCCAUUUUAGAAGGGCUCGUGAGCUCUGGUGCUUAUUCUUUCUCUUCUCUUUUUUUAUUAUUUCUACCUACAGAUAUUGUAUUUAAUUAUGCCACCCCUUCCAUAUCGUCCAUUUUAAAUGCAUGGUAUCUGCUGCUUUGAAAGUGGCUUUUAAAUACUGUAAAGAGAGAGAGUGUGAGGCAGCCAUCGUCGAAAGAAAUUCCUUCCACAAGUCUCAUUAUCAACCAAUUAAAAGUUCCAGAUUCUAUU
This is a messenger RNA of Protobothrops mucrosquamatus (brown spotted pit viper), 4063 nucleotides long. RefSeq names its product SEC31 homolog A, COPII coat complex component (gene SEC31A). Gene Ontology annotation, molecular function: protein binding; structural molecule activity. NCBI's taxonomy places the organism in Eukaryota, Metazoa, Chordata, Lepidosauria, Squamata, Viperidae. The transcript is spliced from 28 exons. The coding region runs from base 44 to 3694 and encodes 1216 amino acids. The record is from RefSeq and is a predicted model, not a curated record. Gene Ontology annotation, cellular component: endoplasmic reticulum exit site; COPII vesicle coat. Gene Ontology annotation, biological process: endoplasmic reticulum to Golgi vesicle-mediated transport; COPII-coated vesicle cargo loading; endoplasmic reticulum organization.